Molecule: messenger RNA, 949 nt
Organism: Sorex fumeus (smoky shrew)
Lineage: Eukaryota; Metazoa; Chordata; Mammalia; Eulipotyphla; Soricidae
Gene: LSMEM2
Product: leucine rich single-pass membrane protein 2
Exons: 4
Coding region: 1-450 (149 amino acids)
Source: RefSeq, a predicted model, not a curated record
AUGCCUGAGGAGACCCAAGAAGACACAGUGGCACCAACGCCGAGCCCAAGGAACAGGGUCCCGCUGGCCCCCAACCACGUACAGGAAGUGCGCCUGCACCCAGUGGAGUCCAUCAGCGACCUCCACGGUGGAGGUUCCCUGAGGCCCUAUUUGGCCGAGGCGCAGUCCUGGGACGAGCUGUUGGGCAUCCUGCCACCCUCGCUGUGUGCCCAGGCCGGCUGCAGCCCUCUGCAGGGCCGCUUGGGCUUCUUGUUGCUGCUGGCGCUGCUGGUGCUCACCUGCCUGGCUCUUGCCAUCCUCGCCGUCUACCUGAGUGUGCUACAGAGUGAGUCCCUCCGUGUCCUGGCACACACACUGCGCACGCAGGAGGAGGUACUGCUCAAGCUGCGGCUGGCCAGCCUCAGCCAACUGCGCAGGCUCAACAACAGCGAGGCCCGAGCACCCAGCUGAGAGGCGGCUGCUCCUCGGGGGCGAGAGUACGAAUCAAGUGACCGCUGGCAGGUCUCUCCUCUCCCUGCCCCCUGGCCAUACCACUUGCUUGGUCAGGCCGUUGUCUGAGUGAUCUGACCCCUACAGUUGCCCACUUCUGACCUCUGCAGGCCAGUGGGCAGUCAAGCUUUAGGGUGCCAAAGCCCCAGGAAGUAACCCAGCCCCCUUGGCUCCUCCUGUGGCCUGUCAGCACCCUCUGGCCUCCCCCAGACAACAGGCCCCCAAGUCCAGAAAUAGCUGUCCCCUCCCGGUCAUCCAGGCGCCGCCUGAGCCUCCCAGCAGGGGGUUAGAGCCGCUGCUCACACAGAGCGGGGUCACCAUGGGGAGCCUGCCCUGAAGGGCAUAGGUGACAGGGAGACUGAGGGAAGCCGGUGGGGUGGUCAGGGGUGGUGGAUGUGGCAGGGGCAGGCAGGCAGAAGGAGCAAGGAGCUGAGACCCUUCAAAGCAGAGCAUUCAGUUU